AUGGCGGCUGGCGAGACCCGCUGCCAGACGAGGACCGCGGACACGUUCCCGCCGCAGGCCCUGAUGCCGCUGGCGGACGCAGUGUUUCUGGCGCUGCUGCGGGCCUGCGGUCUGCGACGCGGCCCCCAGAGCUUGCACGCGGCCAGUGUCGCCGAUCUUGAGGGUCUCCUGGCAAGACUCGGGGUGCUUCCGAGCGUCGUGGGCGCGGCCGCGAGCCGUCGCCGCUCGUCCGCGAAGGUGGCCAGGGAGGCGGUCGGUGUUGGCAUCAACGGUUUCGGGCGCAUCGGGCGCCUGGUGGCCCGCAUCAACCUUACUGGGGCCACAUCAUCCAAGCUAGACGUGAACCUCCUGCCGCAGGAGGCAAUCAAAAUCCGCAUCGGCACCAUCAACCUCGCCAGCUGGUGGCGCCACCGGGAUGCUGCGCUGAGUGCUGCCGCGGAGCUGGGCGUCGACAUUCUUGCGUGCCAGGAGUCCCGCAUCAACGAGUACCAGAUGGCCUCCCAGAUCGCCGAGUUUUCCAAACCUGGUUGGCACAUGCCCCCGGGUACUGCGUCGGACUGCCUUGGGCAGGCCAGCCAGGGGAUCCCUGCAGGGGGAGGUACAGUCGUCCUUACUUCUAACAUGUGGCGCCCUGCCUGGCGCGCGGGCGCUCGCUUCCCUGGAGGCGAGGCUUCUGUCUACACCGUGCACCGCAACGACGCGUUCUUCUGGCUCGUCAACCUGCGCCGCCGGAGCACUGAGGACAUGGGCGCCGCAGAUGUUUUCAAGACGUGGUUGUUGGAACAAGCCGCAGCCAUGCCAGCCUGCGACACUGUUGUUUUCGCUGGCGACUGGAAUGUUGAGGCUGACUCGCCUUUCAGCGUCGAGUUCGACACGACUCUCAACUAUCGCUUCCUGGUUCUUCCGGAGGCCACUCGAUGGACAGGGCCCCGGAUCGAGGCCAUCGACUACUUUGCUAUCCGUGCAGAUUGGGCGCCUCUCGCAUCCUCGGUGUUCUGUGCGUCACAUCACAUUUCGGAUCAUAAGCUCGCAUUGCUGGACAUGCCCAUGCUCGUGGACAAGUCCCCCAGCACAGGUGACAGGCAGCCCUACCAUUGGGCCAAACUACGCCGGUACCUACGACCGGACACUUUCAAGAAUGACGAAGUGAAAAUGGCGGCUUGGCUGGAUACGGCGGAGCUGUUCUGGAAUGACAAUAUGGGGAAUUAUGACAGACAUACUGGGAUGGAGGAGUAUGGCGACAUGGACUCAUGGUUGCAGGCGUGGUCAGAGGCAUCUGAGGCCUGCUUGCAGCGCAUGCUCGUCCUCAACCCCCCGACCACUAUGCCGAAAGGCGACUGGAAACACAAAUGCCGAGUGCAAGAAAAACCUGAACUUGGGGGCGGCCCUGUAUCCAAAACUAGCUGUGUUGAGGACCGGCUCCGACGCUUCAUCCAGGUCGCCCGGGAGCUUGGCCUGAAGUGGCAGCGGGGCCUCGCCACUGAAGCCGGCAUGCUCGCCAGUGGCCUUGGGCUGGCCGGCGCCCGCAAGCAGAAACUCGACCAGGCGCAUCAGCGUCCCCAGCACGAAUUGGAUGUCUCCCGGAGGGAGAGGAUCUCGGCAUGGAAGCGCCGCAUGAAGAUCGACCCCGGCGGCUCUGCUGUAUACAAGUGGAUCCGAGGAGCACAGUGGCGGCCAACGGACGCAGCGGUCAGAAUCAAGGAUCAGCUUUUCACUGGCGCUGGGGCUGCACAUGCCGUCCGUGAACACUACCAGCAGCAUUAUCAGGCCUUUGGGAAUGGCAACAAGAUCAACGACUUGAUGCACGCGGAGAGCGUAUGGAGGGAACCGACUGGGGUUCUGGAUCGUUCCCCACUACCUGGGGUCAAUGAGCUCAGGCGCGCCCUCAAACCCAUGAGGGGCAAGGCUUGCGGCGUUGACGGCUGGUCUGCCGAUGAGGCCUUUCUGCUGCCGGACUCGGCCCUCGAAUCUCUCAUCAAUUGUUUUGCUAAGAUCGAAGAGGGCGCCCGACCGCCGACCGACUGGUUGAAGUGGCGCCAAGUCCAUUUUCCGAAGGACAGCGGACGCGGCACCCCAGAGGUCGCCAGGCUCCGCCCCAUCAGCAUCGCCUGCGUUUGGUGGAUGGCGUGGGCCAGAUUCCGCGCCGGGCAGAUUGCGGAGUUCUUGAAACCCAUGUGGCCGGCAGGGCAGGCCGGCGGCAUCCGAGGAGUCACGAUUGAACAUAUCAUCGAGUCUCUUCUCUCGAGUAUUGACGAGACCCGUAGCAAUUGGUUAUGGCAGCAAUGCGGCCCAGACGCAGAGCACCUCACUGUUCCAGGUCAUGCUGAGCUCCACGUGGCCUCGUGGGAUUUCGAGUCUGCGUUUGAUCGCGUCGACACCAUGAUCACGACCGACAUAUUCGAGUACCUUGGGGGGGACCCUUUGAGCAUGCUCGCCAUGGCUGUGAUGUUAGCACUGCCGCAUCAUCGUGCGCAGAGGCAUGCGCCGUCGGCCACGAACGCGCUCUACGCAGACGUCCGGACCACCAUCACCAGAGAUGUUCGUACCAUGCAGGUUGUUCAGCAGGUGUGGCAAGCUUUCGAGUCUUUGACAGCUAUGUGCACAAACCCCAAAAAGACACAGACCAUCGACUUGUUCCCAGGUGCCCGCAAGCUUCCCUCCGAGGAGAUGAAGGCGCUCUGGAUCAAGAUGACCCUCCACGGCAAGCCCAGCACUGAGGACGAGGCCCCUGCGGUCCGGAUCCUUCAGCAGCGAUGCCGGCGCACUCGUUCACUACCAUUCCCGUGGUGGCAGAAGAGAAAAUUGAUGCCCUGUGCUUACGCCCGGCUGCUUUGGGUAGCUGUGCGGUCGCCUCCGGGCAAGAUCAGAAUCCAGAAGUGGCAGUCCUACAUCGACCACGCCGUCCUCGGCGGCAGGUGGCGCUCGGGUUGUCUUCAUCUCAGACAUUUUCUGGUCACAGGGCACUCUUGCUGCAUCCUCUACAGAACUAUUUCGCGUCUGUGGGUGAUCUGGCGGGCCCGGUACAAACGGCAGGGAGCAGUUGCAAUCGACUGCCUUGCCAAGGUCGCGGAGGCGCCUGUCCCGACAGCAGCGCGUCGUCUCACGCGCCACCUUGGCCCCGCCGCCAUGCUCAACGACUUGAUGAACCAGUUGUCUCCCAGCUUCUGCGAGCACAACAAUCAAAAGGGCUGGCACGGCUGGCUGGGAGACGAUCCAAUCAGUAUUUGUCCAACAUUCUCCACCAAGGUGGCGCAGCAUCUGGCGCGGCUUGCACUGCGGCGUUCGUGGUGGGACGCAUUCAAGGGCAUGCAGCGCAAGGACUCGCUGCUGGCCGCGUCCGCGCGGGUCAGCUUCGCCCUGCAGGCCCUGGCACUGCUUCACGAUCUAAUCAAGCAUCUGCCUGGGUUUGUGCAGCUCGCAUGCGGAGUAUCUCGCCCCGCGGAAGGGGGCCUGGCGCUGCGGCCGGCGCCAUUGGUGCCGCAGCCGAGCGAGGCGAGGCUUUGCUUAGGCUUGUGCAGCGCGCAUGCGGAGUAUCUCGCGUACCAGAUGAAAUGCGACUCGAUCCGCGGCAGGCACGACGGCACUGUCGAGGUCGACGGGGGCUCCUUGGUGAUCGACGGCCACAAGGUGGCGCUCUCGCACACCCGUGAUCCGACAGAGAUCCCCUUCAAGGAGCACGGUGCGGACUACGCCCGCGAGUCCACCGGCGCGUUCCUGGCGGAUGAGAAGAUCCAGCCGCGCCUCAAGGCGGGCGCGAAGAAGGUCGCGUUCUCGGCCCCGGCUAAGGACGACAGCCACACCAUAGUGAUGGGCGUGCACCAGGACACCUACAAGAGUGACAUGGGCUGCGUCUCGGGCACUUCGUGCACCACCAACGGCCUCGCCCCCACGGUGAAGGCUGUCAACGACGCGUUCGGCAUCAGGCGGGGCCUGAUGACCCCCAUCCACGCCAUGACCGCGGCUCAGCCAACCGUGGACGGGGCGCCGAAGAAGGACUGGUAUGGUGGCCGCGCGGCGUCGGGCAACAUCGCGGUGGCCAGGGUCGUGCCAGAGGUGGCGGGCAAGCUCGCCGGCAUGGCUGUCCGCGUGCCCACCAUCGACGUGACGGUCGUGAAUCUCACUUGUGAGCUGGAGAAGGCGACGACCUACGAGGAGCUCUGCGCCGAGAUCAAGAGGCGUUCGGAGGGCGAUAUGAAGGGGUUCCUGGGCUACUGCGACGAGGCCCUCGUGUCUACCGACUUCGAGACGUGCCCCAUCUCCAGCGCGUUCGAUUCCAAGGCGGGCAUCAUGCUGGACCCCGCGUUCGUGAAGCUCGUGGCCUGGUACGACAACGAGUGGGGCUACUCGUGCCGUGUCGUUGACCUGAUCAAGCCACAGUGGCAUCGCCGACUCACGACGACAUAG
This is a messenger RNA of Prorocentrum cordatum, 4404 nucleotides long. The record is from the annotation of a GenBank genome assembly. NCBI's taxonomy places the organism in Eukaryota, Dinophyceae, Prorocentrales, Prorocentraceae.